Molecule: messenger RNA, 468 nt
Organism: Fraxinus pennsylvanica
Lineage: Eukaryota; Viridiplantae; Streptophyta; Magnoliopsida; Lamiales; Oleaceae
Source: the annotation of a GenBank genome assembly
AUGCCAGCAAUACUUCCAAAACUUUGUGAAGCUUUUGAUAGCUUACGUCAAGCGAACAUUUCUUUGACUACUAUGUAUCAGGAAACUCACACGACCUGGGUAGAAAAUGGGGAUUUACAUGUCGGGAUUCAAAGGGUAAAUAAGGGCAUUCGCGGUGGACCUGAUUUGUCUUCACAAUGGAACACUGGAGUUUCAAACUCUGUCUCAUCCACGUAUAGGGGCUUCUCCGAUUUUAUACGCGAACAAGGGAAUUUGACCAUGGGAAAUGUUAAGAAAGUAAAUGAAAACUGCAGUUUAGGUUUGAGGGAAAUUGGGAAAGUGAGAGCUGAAUCUGUUAUUGAAGCAUUGGCCCUCUUAUGUGCUCUUGGUGUCAGUUACGCAGUCUUGAUUUUACAUGCCUCGUUUAGGAAAUUGAGCCCUGCAAAGCAAUCUCAAAGAGAUGGAAAUCGAAGGAUCGACCAGAGAUGA